Molecule: messenger RNA, 297 nt
Organism: Chlorella variabilis
Lineage: Eukaryota; Viridiplantae; Chlorophyta; Trebouxiophyceae; Chlorellales; Chlorellaceae
Exons: 2
Coding region: 1-297 (98 amino acids)
Source: RefSeq, a predicted model, not a curated record
AUGAAUUGGAUCGCAAGGAAUGGCAAGGAGCCCUGGGUGCCCUACCCGCGCGGCCGGGGCUGGUAUGAUCUGUGGUGGAGCCUGCACGGCGAGCGCAGCUCCCACCCGCUGCCGGGCUGGACCUAUGACCCCAGUGUGGUGCAGCUGAAAGGGGAGACGAGCAAUGCGAGCACCCAGUCGCGGCUGGACCGCUUCCUUGGGCGCCUGCCGGACUGGAGGCCUGCGCACAUGGAGGUGGUGGGUGGGGAGCGCAUCUGUGACCCGCGCACCGGGCGGGAGCUGACCCGCAUGGACUAG